UAUUUCGCAAAAUGCUAGGUCAGCUGUAAAAGGCAGCGAGGGGAAGCAGAAGAACACCGGCGGCGGAGGCCCCACAGGAUGGACCGCCCUCCAAGAUCGCCAUCGUUAUUGUUUGGCAUUCGAAGCAGGGACACGGGCGUUUGAACCGCGGUCCUCGGUGGGCGGUGGCCACAACCACUGGCGAGCGAACGAAGUGGUGAGCUUCAGCCCGCUUCCUCCCCCACUCCAUAAGCGCGAUUGAAUAUUACUGAGAUGUAGAGGAUCCACUUUUCUGAAAGCCAGAAGCGCCGACAGCAAUCCGAAUUCCCUUAGGGAGACCUGCUUCACAUUUCACCACACAUGAAACAGAUCAGGAUUUGGGCAGAGGUUGAAGCCAACUGAGCUGAGGUGAGGUUUAUUUGCUUAUGAAAAUGGCACAGAAUGUAUUGAUUAUUUACCCAAUACCUUCAGCAAACUUAGAAAGCUAACUCACGGUUAUGUCUGUUGUGAGUAAAUUACCCCAUUUGCUCUUUAAUCUAACCGCACAUUUCUAAGAAUAUUGGUUAAUAGUGCACUGGCUUUUUGCCUUGUGCCAUGUGUGCAUGAAGCAAGUCCUGCAUUUGGUAGACAGGGGGGCAAUUGUCAUUUUACAUUAUGCCUAUGAUACUACCAUGCUAUUUUUCUAGAAAAAAUCUAUUUUCUCCUUGUUCAAACAAAUGUGAUGGACUGAAUGUAACUUUUUUGUAGGAGUAAAAUAUUCUGCAUUGGCGAUGCAUUAGAAAAUCAAAUGUCAGUUCAGGAAAUAUGUACUUGUGAGUGCCUUUCUUUACCUCUGAAGACCACCGUGAACAAAAUAGUGAAUUGUGCUAAUAUGAAACAGUUAAUAACUUCUCUUAUCUGUUGUUUCCCUCUUUAAGAAAAAAUCAUUUUUUUUCUCAUGGUGCUUAGGAUAGAUGGGUAUCUGUGGCAAAGCGUGUGCAUACUAUACACUCUAAUGGAUUCUUUGCUAUUGGUAAUUACAACAUGAAAGCAUGAUUAAGCUAAUUAUUUAGAGUUUAGUGUGCUAGAAAAUUGCAGAAACAUGUGGGGACACUCGAGCUGGCUAUAGUUACCAACAAGCAGAAAAUGGAGAGCUGAAACAUGAGGACAGGAGCUAUCAUUGAACCAUUGUGUAAUGCUGUGAUCAGAUGGUUAAACGUGUCUAAGAGUCUGGAGGUGAGGCGAAGGCAACUAGCUGUUCAUUCUUCCACCGGCAACUUGCAUGUUAAUUAAUGGACCACACAAUCUGAUUCUGAUACUAAACUCGACUGCACCUCACCCGUGCAAGUCAGUUUGCCACCCACAAUGCAGACAUGACAGCCUCUUAAUCAAGCUCUACUAGAGAUGCCUCUUGGGUUGGGUGGCUUCUGUUGCAGCUAACCACGAUUACACAUGAGAAUGAUUCUUGUUGUCUGCUGGUUCAGCUGUGCAGUUGCUUCAACCUCUUUCACUAUAUAAACAGGGAAGCCAAAGUUGGGAAGACACAAUUUCAGCAGCUUCACUUCUCUUUCAUCUCCAGAAAGAGGCUCCAUAGCUUCUUUUCCAUUCCAAACAUGGCCUGCCACCUGAGAUCCGCAAGUGUGCCCUCAAGCCCUCACUCCAACCAAACCGAUAUCGAGGAGCAGCUCCAGAACCUGAAGGCAACCAUCUCUGCACCCUCUCCAACCAUUGAAACAAUAGUUGAUGGUCUAUCCAAGCUCGGGAGCAUCUACAGCUGCAUUGAUGAUCUCAUAUGCUUUCCAAGCAGCCAGCGUCUGCAGAGGAAGGCAGUGGAGGAAGAGCUUGAGUGCUCUCUCAUCUUGCUCGACCUCUGCAAUGCUGUGCAAGAGAGCUUUGCGGAGCUCAGGGCGAGCAUCCAAGAGAUUCAUUUGGCUCUCAAGAGAGGAGACGAUGUGGCUGUUCAGGCCAAGGCUGUGUCUUAUGCUCGCUUGGCCAAGAAGGCGCAGAAGCAAAUCAAGAAGAUCAACAAGAAAGUUGCUCUUGACAAUGAAAGCUGCAGGAUGAUCAAGUUGUUGUCUGAAGCAAGAGAGAUCGCUAUAUCGAUGUUGGAAUCAACAUUGGACCUCCUAUCGAAGGAGAUCACGAUGCCGAGUGCUAGCAAGUGGUCUCUUGUCUCCAAGGCAUUCCAGAAGAAGAGAGUCACAUGCGAGGAGGGGCAAUUGCAGGUGUUGGAGUUGGAGAUUGUUGACCUUGAAAGCCAAGUUCAGAUUGUCUUUAGGAGACUGAUCCAAUGCAGGGUCUCCCUUCUGAAUACUCUUAGCCUGUAGAAAGAUCAUACAACAACCAACUCUGAUUCCCUGUGAUUAGCAUCCCACCUUUUAGAGGAUUGGCUGAUCAUCGAAACAAUUUUGAUGUAUAUAUGAGACAAAGUGUACAGGAAAAUACUCGAUGAAAGAGCAAAGUUUUGACCAUUUCGUGUUAUCAA
Molecule: messenger RNA, 2443 nt
Organism: Panicum virgatum (switchgrass)
Lineage: Eukaryota; Viridiplantae; Streptophyta; Magnoliopsida; Poales; Poaceae
Exons: 3
Coding region: 1572-2285 (237 amino acids)
Biological process (GO): root development; shoot system development
Source: RefSeq, a predicted model, not a curated record